AUGCCUACCACCGACUCCGACGGCGGUAAGCAGCAGCUUCAUGUGGUGAUGUUCCCAUGGCUUGCUUUCGGUCACAUCAUCCCUUUCCUUGAACUUUCUAAAUCAAUAGCCCAAAAAGGUCACAAAGUCUCUUUUCUUUCCACAACUCGAAACAUCCAACGUAUCCCAAACCUCCCUUCUCACCUCUCGCCACUUAUAAACUUGGUUCCACUCACUCUUCCACGUCUUCAUCAGCUGCCACAAGAUGCAGAGACCACCAUGGAUGUCCGCACUGAAGAUAUUCAAUACCUCAAGAAGGCUUUCGAUGGUCUUAAGCCAGAGGUCACGCGAUUUCUCAAGGCGGGUUCCCCAGACUGGAUAAUAUAUGAUUUUGCUCCCUACUGGUUGCCGGAGAUCGCUGCUGGCCUUGGCAUCUCGCGAGCCUUCCUCUCCAUAUUCAACGCAUGGUUCAUCGCUUUUCUAGGAGGAUCGCCGGAGGACAUGAUAAAUGGUUCCGAUGAUCGGACGUCGGUGGAGGACUUCCUAACGCCGCCCAAGUGGGUUCCAUUCCCCUCGAAAAUAUGCUAUCGGAGGCAUGAGGCUGACUGGAUGGUGGACAGUAGUUCUCCUAAUGCUUCUGGGGUUUCAGAUGUAUAUCGUAGCGGGAUGAUCUUCAAGGGGUCUAACUGUGUGUUCAUGAGAUAUUGCUUCGAAUUUGAACCCGAGUGGUUAACCCUUUUAGAAGAGCUACACCACCUCCCGGUGAUUCCAGUGGGUCUAAUGCCACCGACCACAUCCGCUGACGUCGGAGAUGAGAAAGAUGACACGUGGCUAACAAACAAGAACUGGCUCGAUGGUCAUCAAAAGGGGCAUGUUGUAAAACCGGCGGGUUCCUCCGAGUCAGACUCGGUUGAAUUGCCAGACGGGUUCUUGGAGCGAAUCCGGAACCGUGGGAUGGUGUGGACGAGUUGGGUACCUCAGUUACAGAUACUGAGUCAUGACUCGGUGGGUGGAUUCUUGACUCACUGUGGUUGGAGCUCGAUUGUGGAAGGGCUAAUGUUAGGUCAUCCUUUAAUCAUGCUUCCGUUUUUGGUGGACCAAGGGCUGAAUGCUCGAGCACUGGUUGACAAAAAGGUCGGAAUUGAGGUGCCAAGAAAUGAGCAUGAGGGGUCCUUCACCAAGAACUCGGUUGCCGACUCACUGAGUUCGGUAGUGGUUGAAGAUGAGGGGAAGGUCUACAAGGAGAAUGCUAUGGCUUUGAGCCGAAUAUUUGGCGACAUGAAGCUACAACAGAAGUAUACAAACGAAUUUGUAGAGUAUUUGGAAAAACAUAGGUACAACCCUUGA
This is a messenger RNA of Lactuca saligna, 1326 nucleotides long. NCBI's taxonomy places the organism in Eukaryota, Viridiplantae, Streptophyta, Magnoliopsida, Asterales, Asteraceae. The record is from the annotation of a GenBank genome assembly.